This is a messenger RNA of Anopheles stephensi (Asian malaria mosquito), 834 nucleotides long. Its product is annotated as V-type proton ATPase subunit e 2-like. Gene Ontology annotation, molecular function: proton-transporting ATPase activity, rotational mechanism. Gene Ontology annotation, biological process: proton transmembrane transport. Lineage: Eukaryota; Metazoa; Arthropoda; Insecta; Diptera; Culicidae. Bases 149 to 436 code for a protein of 95 amino acids. Gene Ontology annotation, cellular component: proton-transporting V-type ATPase, V0 domain; plasma membrane proton-transporting V-type ATPase complex. The transcript has 3 exons. The record is from RefSeq and is a predicted model, not a curated record.
UGACGUCAUUGUCCGUGGUCUGUCAUGUGAUAUUUUUCUCUUCGCUAUUUGGUUCGCAAGAAAAUCGAUCGAUCCCGUGCGGGGUAAAUAGUGGGUUUCUGGUCGCAAAAAGUAUCGCCAAACUUUCCCCCCAAACAAAACCAACACCAUGGGUGCAUCCGCGCUGCCAAUUAUCAUUUUCUCCGCCAUCUUCGGUGUGGUUGGCAUUGUGCUGCCGAUUGUUGCGCCCAAGGGCCCGAACCGUGGGAUCGUCCAGUGUGUGCUGAUACUGACGGCCGCAACGUGCUGGUUAUUCUGGCUGUGUUGUUACAUGGCGCAGAUGAACCCUCUGAUCGGUCCGAAACUGCACCAGAACACGAUUCUGAUUAUGGCACGUGAGUGGGGCAACCCGCUGCCAGAUAUGGAAGGAUUCCAGCCAGAACAUUCCGACCACUAAAUCAGAGCGGACCGCAGCAGCGUAUAACAUCCACAGCGCCGAACGUGUUUAAAAUUCACCUGGAUUUGGAAAACAUUCCCAUCUUUACUACUGCUGCUAUAGCGAUCAAAUUUCGUGUACAUCUUUGUUGUGACUCAUCAAGCAUCGGGAAGCAAAUUGUCCAACCACUGCACAACCGUUCCUGCGUCUCUGUGUGACCUUCAUCUGGAGGAUGUUUCCUGUCUGCAAGAUACAGUACAUUUCAUGCAACCAAAAUAGAUCGCCGCUAGCUCCCUUUUGCGCUGGAACCUUUGGAAGGUGAAGAUGCAGAGUUUGUUUUGUUUUUGCUUCUCUUCUGUUAUGGUUUACCCUAGAAGAUGUAUUAUAUGAAUAAAGUAACCUAAAUCCCAACGGCGUGA